Messenger RNA from Arabidopsis lyrata subsp. lyrata, 3208 nucleotides. RefSeq lists its product as uncharacterized. Bases 51 to 3200 code for a protein of 1049 amino acids. NCBI's taxonomy places the organism in Eukaryota, Viridiplantae, Streptophyta, Magnoliopsida, Brassicales, Brassicaceae. The record is from RefSeq and is a predicted model, not a curated record. The transcript has 3 exons.
AGAAAAAAAGAUCUUGUUUCAGUUGAUUUCAUCUUUUGAUUAUAUGGAAAAUGGGCAUUGCCGCGAAAGAGAUCAUCGUAAUAUUAUGGAAAAUUCUUGGAUAUUCGAUGAACAUGAGCAUCAAAUUCAUGAGAAACCACCCAAUAUUGUCAAGGGUUUCAAUGUUUUUACUUGUGCUAUACAUUUUCCUCCCUACUCUCUUGUUCUUCUUGAUUUACUCGUCACCGGUUCUUGCAUGUGCUCUAGUGUAUGCACGAGAAAAGCUAGGAUUAAGAUUCUCAAGUUCGUAUUCAGAGCCAAAGAAGAGUUGUGGUGGAGAAAAGAGAUGUCAUUUAAAACAACAACGAAGUGUCCGACGAAAUGCUCGAAUGAAAGUUGAAGAAUGGGAUUCACAAACAAGCGAGGAAGAGAAAGACAAAGUUAUCUUGACUUCUCUUUACAAUGACCUCCUUGGUCGUACUCCUCAUUUCGAGGAGUCUCCAAAAGCUUUAGAAACCAAUGUAGUAGAGGAAGAAAACAAUGAGAAGGAGUUUCUUGGAGAGGAAGAUUCUCGUGAUUUAGGUCAACUUAACGUUGAAGAACCAAUGGUUUGCAACUGUGAGAUCAAAUAUGGAGAAUCAGAUGGUAAAGAAGAGAUGAAAGAGGAGAUGAGUAAUGUUAAUGAGCAGGGGAUUUCAGAGAUUGAGAGAAAUAAGAGACUAGAGAGCUUAAUAGCUAGAAGAAGAGCGAGGAGACUCUUUAGACUAGCUUUAGAUCAAAGGAAUAAGCUUCAAGCUGAAGAAACAACUAGCCCUAGACAGAACAACACCAACAGCCUUCACGUUACGGUUUCGAGGAACUCACUUGAAAAACGUCGAAAUAAUUCAUCAGAUGGUACUACUGUUAAAGGAUUACCGAUUCCAGGCUCAGCUCCUUCUGUGUUGUUACAAGGAAGAAACCCUUUUGACAUACCUUAUGAUCCUCAAGAAGAAAGACCUAAUCUUACUGGAGAUAGCUUUGAUCAAGAAUUUUCAUUGUUUAAUCAGAAAGAUAUGUUCUUUUGUCGUCAUGAGAGCUUCUGUCGUUUUGCUCUGUUUUCACCAGAACAUGCUCAAUGUAUGAACAGCCCAGUUUCUGCUUCAGACAUUUCAACUACUAGGAAACGUUUAGAUUUGGACAAUGAAUAUAUGGAUCAUACUGAACAAAAUCUCCCAUGUAAUGGAAAGGGAGCUACAAUAGAAGACGACGAUAAAAGCGUUGUGAGUGGAAAAAGCGAAGAAAGGGAGGUAGAAAUGAAUGAUAAUGAGACAGAUUCAAACAAAGAAGAAUGUGAUGAUUCAAGUUGUUCAGAAGAAAGUGAGUCAGAACUCAGCCGUUUAAACAAAGCCGAGCUCAGGGAAGCUAUAUGCCAAUCGAUGGAUAACAAUCCCGGUUAUCUUGUGAACCAAACAAGAAAUAGUAUUCCAACCACAUUGCCUAGAGGUUUAGUAGCGCCAAGACUAGAUGAUAACAACAUGUUUUAUGCUCGAAAAUGCGGAAAUUCGCACAGUCGAACAUUUUCAGUUGCCUCGGAUAUGCAAGUUGAGGUUUCAGAGAUUGGUUCACCUCCUACAACAGUUGAUUGGCUUGAUGACUGGUCUAAUGGCGGUGAAUCUUACAUUUAUGAUACAGAUAUUGACAGAGAAAUCGUCCGCGAUGAAGAAUCACGUAAGAGGAUCUCUCACCAGUAUGAAUCAAGAAGUGGAAUAGGAUCAAAAGAGGAGAAUAAUGAGACAUGGACUAAACCUGAGGCCAAACCAAAUCAGAAUUGUGUGGUAGAUGAAAACCUUAUAACAGUUGAUGAUGAUUUGUCAUUGUUAGAAAGAAGAAGCCAAACCGAAGAGAUUUUUGAGCAGACACCUUCUAGUUCCAAUGAUGUGUCCAAGCCUACAAGCUCUGGGAAAUUUGAAGGUAUGUUGUUCCAUACAAGUGCGUCAUUGUCGUCUAUAACAGAAGAGCCUGAAACAAUCUUGGACUCGAUCGAUGGGGGCAACUCGGAGAAUCUGAAUAAUUUGACUGAAGAACUUACUGACCAGAGACCUCUGACUACUCUGGAUUCAUCCAUGAAGAAAUUGAUUGAUGAAGAAGUGGCUGAUGUGAAACAAGUAGAAAAUGAUGAUCUUUGUGGAUCUCCUAAGAUUAUUGAUUUAGAUAUCAUUGAUCAUCAGCAGAAAGACCAAAUGCUGAGUAGCAUUCAAGGAGAACAUGGGGAAACUAAGAGCUUUUUGGAUGCUUCUUUGGACACAUCCUAUAUAGAAUCAUUUGAGAGAGAGUUAGAAGGAGAAGAAGAAUCAAACUUAGACAAGCUUACUAAGGAAACAACAAAACAAACAGAAAAUGAGGUACAUCAAAGUGAUUUAGAGAGUUCUCCAUGCCAAGUUCUUACAGAAUUACUAGUAAGUGAGAUUAUGGAAGAGAAUGGUCAGGAAUUAGAAGAAGAAGAGAAACCAAGGUCAGUAGAAGAAGAGAAAACUCAUAAUGUGGUGGAAGAAUCUUCGAGCCAUGCUCAUACACAGUUGGUUGAAGAUUAUGGAAACGAAGAAAAUGCUAGUGAUGUGAUACUUCUGCAAGUUCAAGAUAGUAAUAACUCACCACUAGAUGAGUCAACUGAUCAGGAGGUCUCUAAGGAAGGAGAAAAAACAGAGUUAUUGGAAGAUUUUUACGGUGAAUCUUCUGAAGUAUACAAAAAUAGAGCGAAUGCUGAGGUCUAUGGAAACGCAGAAAACGCUAGUGAUGUGACAUUUCUGCAAGUCCAAGAUGGUAAUUACUCACCACGAGAUGAGUUAUUGAAAGAUUUCUAUGAUGAAUCGUCCCAAGAAUACAAAAAUAGAGCUAAUGUUGAGGAAGAAUCAGUAGUUUUAGCCAACACUCAAAACUCACAAGAUUCACAAACAUGGACUCAACAGUGUGGUAUAGAUUCUUCCCAAGGGAUAUCACCAAGAACGUUGGAGAUCACCCAACAACUAGAGAAAGACGAUGUUAUUGAUCCAAAUGCCAUCUCUCAAGUUAUUGAUACAGAUGAAUUUGCUGCAGUAGCCAACGACGUAGCUGCUAGUGAGAGUCAGGGCCGGCCCAAACUAUUUGAGUGCCUAAAGCAAAAAAUUUUUUGGCCCAUUAACAAAAGCUGUUAUAAAAAAAAAAUACAAGUUUCAACAUGUAUGGGAUUCGAAACCAUGACCUGAAGCCCCUA